GGGCCGCGGGGCGCGCUGCUGGCCUGGUGCCGCCGCCAGUGCGAGGGCUACCGCGGCGUGGACAUCCGCGACUUGAGCAGCUCCUUCCGGGACGGCCUGGCUUUCUGCGCCAUCCUGCACCGGCACCGGCCCGACCUGCUAGACUUCGAUUCACUUUCCAAGGACAAUGUUUUUGAGAAUAACCGUUUGGCCUUCGAGGUUGCUGAGAAGGAGCUGGGGAUCCCCGCUCUCCUGGACCCGAAUGACAUGGUCUCCAUGAGUGUCCCCGACUGCCUCAGCAUCAUGACCUAUGUGUCACAGUAUUACAACCACUUCUCCAGCCCUGGCCAAGCGGGUGUGUCGCCACCCAGAAAGGUCUUGGCACCCCCCUCCCCACCUUCUGAAGCAGCCACCCCAGUGGAACCAGGAGACGUGGCUCAGGGUGAGGAGCUCUCCUCGAGCAGCCUGUCAGAGCGGGGCACCCACCAGACCCCCAGCAGCACAUGUGCAGCCUGCCAGCAGCACGUACACCUGGUGCAGCGGUACCUGGUUGACGGCAAGUUGUACCACCGGCACUGCUUCCGUUACAGUUUUCUUUUCACUCUGCUGGAAGUCCCAGGUGUUGAACCAGGACCAGGGCUGGCAGUUGAUGUUGAUGGAGGCCCUGGUGUGGCAGCCACAGCUGAGGCCAGUGGGCCCAAGGACGGCCCUGAGGCCCGGCCCCAGAUACCCACCAAGCCCCGCCUUCCCAGCAAGCCCCAGGAGCUGGCCAGCCCCCCAGCCGGCCGCCCCACACCUGCCCCCAGGAAGACAUCUGAGAGCGUGGUUAUGACACCCCCCACGCCCCGGCCACGGCCCAGUCUGCAGCACGAGAACCCGGUGGAGCAGGGUGGCAGCGGUGGCCUCAUGAACGGAAGGCUGCACGAGCCGCCUGUCCCCAAGCCGAGAGGGACGCCCAAGUUGUCAGAGAGGACGCCGGCCCCCAGGAAGGACCCGCCAUGGAUCACACUGGUGCAAGCAGAACCAAAGAAGAAGCCAGCCCCUCUCCCGCCGAACAGCAGCCCCGGGCCGCCGAGCCACAGGCGGGUGGAGAACGGCGGCGUGGAGGAGGUGGCCCCGAAGAGCCUGGCCGCCGUCCUGGAGCCCAAGCCCUACAACCCCUUUGAGGAGGAGGGAGAGGAGGAGGAGUCCCUGGCUGCACCCAGCCUGGCCGCUGGCCCUGCCCCAGCCCCCCAGGAGUCCACGCCCAAGUCCCUGCACCCCUGGUAUGGCAUCACCCCCACCAGCAGCCCCAAGACCAAGAAGCGCCCCGCCCCCCGCGCACCCACCGCAUCCCCGCUCGUGCACCACACCUCUCGCCUCUCACACUCGGAGCCCCCCUCGUCCACCCCGUCGCCCGCCCUCAGUGUGGAGAGCCUGUCGUCUGAGAGUUCCAGCCAGACCACUGGCAGGGAGCUGCUGGAGCCACCUCCUGUGCCUAAGAGCUCCUCAGAGCCUGUGGUCCACGCCCCUGGCACACCUGGCACCUCUGCCAGCCUCUCGGCCGACUCUUCCCUGUCAUCCUCGGGGGAGCUGGUGCAGCGCAGCGCAGACCAGACCCCUCAAGCCAGUCUUGGCCCCACCACCAGUACUAGGGGCAGCCCGGGUCCCCAGGCGGCUAAGCCCUGCAGUGGUGCUGCCCCCACCCCUCUUGUGCUGGUUGGAGACAGGAGCCCUGCACCUUCCCCUGGAACCUCGUCCCCCCAGCUCCAGGUAAAGUCUUCCUGCAAGGAGAAUCCUUUUAACCGGAAGGCAUCCCCCACGGCCUCCCCGACCACAAGGAAGGCCACCAAAGGACCCAAGCCAGCGAGGCCGCCUGCCCCAGGACACGGUUUCCCACUCAUCAAGCGAAAGGUCCAGGCUGACCAGUACAUCCCCGAGGAAGACAUCCACGGGGAGAUGGACACUAUCGAGCGCCAGCUGGACGCCCUGGAGCACCGUGGCGUCCUGCUGGAGGAGAAGCUGCGUGGGGGAGUGAAUGAGGGCCGUGAGGACGACAUGCUGGUGGACUGGUUCAAGCUUAUCCACGAGAAACACUUGUUGGUGCGGCGGGAGUCAGAGCUGAUCUAUGUCUUCAAGCAGCAGAACCUGGAGCAGCGGCAGGCCGACGUGGAGUAUGAGCUCCGGUGCCUCCUCAACAAGCCGGAAAAGGACUGGACAGAGGAGGACCGGGGCCGGGAGCAGGUGCUGAUGCAGGAACUUGUGAACCUCAUUGAGCAGCGCAAUGCCAUUGUCAACUGCCUGGAUGAGGACCGGCAGAGGGAGGAAGAGGAAGACAAGAUGUUGGAAGCCAUGAUCAAGAGGAAAGAGUUCCAGAGGGAGGCUGAGUCCGAGGCCAAGAAGAAGGGCAAGUUCAAGACCAUGAAGGUGCUGAAGCUGCUGGGCAACAAGCGUGACACCAAGAGCAAGUCCCCUGGGGACAAGAGCUGA
This is a messenger RNA of Orycteropus afer afer, 2448 nucleotides long. It is a transcript of the gene MICALL1, whose product is annotated as MICAL like 1. The transcript has 17 exons. The record is from RefSeq and is a predicted model, not a curated record. NCBI's taxonomy places the organism in Eukaryota, Metazoa, Chordata, Mammalia, Tubulidentata, Orycteropodidae. Gene Ontology annotation, molecular function: protein binding. The annotation marks the transcript as partial.